CAAAUACAAUUAUUGCUGUAGUUUUUGAGUUAGAACUCUUAUCACAGAUUUUCAUUCUUUUAAGAUAAUUGUGAUUCAUUUCACUCUCACAUUUCGGUUAAGUUCCCUCCGCACUAUAUAAUAUAUGUAAACGCACAAACUAAAUGUGCCUUUCCUGAAAUGUUGUUGUAGACACAGUGUUGCAAAACCUGUAAAUCACUGUGGCUUGUCGUGCCUUGGCUUGUUUUGAAAAUGCCUCAAAAACGAAAAUUUCGAGGAAAUCCUAAUCCAGAUCGGCCAAAGUCGCCGUCACACGCAACCGCCGUGGAGCCCAACAAUGUGUUUGCUCAUCCCGCUUUGAAUUCUGCUGUGCGCUCGCAGGAGGAAAUAGCACGCAUGGCAAAAGAUAUUCGGACUGCCAUUGAAGACUUGAAUCUCACGCCGCAGACCCAGGCUGCAGUGGCUCCAAAGAUUACCCAAAAGAUGAACUUUCUACCAGACGAAGCUGUCUUCAAGGGUUUAGUUCCUCUAAACGUCAACGAAUCGAUACUGCCGCCCCAGAAGAUGGGACGCAAGCCGUCAAAGAGUAAACAUUCCAAGGAGAAUAGAGCAAGGACUGCAGAGCCGGAACUUGAGGACUAUGUGCAGCCAAUAGCGCCCAGGCAAAUGAUUAUACCAGAGCCAGAGCUUCAUUUGGAGUAUAAACCGGAGCCGUACAACUUUCUCGAGGCGUACAAGAAACUCUUCAAAUAAAGUUAUAAUUUAUUUUACGAUACAUUAAUAUAUGCGAAUGGUGGAGCAC
This is a messenger RNA of Drosophila obscura, 781 nucleotides long. RefSeq lists its product as uncharacterized. The transcript is spliced from 2 exons. The record is from RefSeq and is a predicted model, not a curated record. The coding region runs from base 232 to 732 and encodes 166 amino acids. Lineage: Eukaryota; Metazoa; Arthropoda; Insecta; Diptera; Drosophilidae.